UCGAAGUGCUAUUUGGCCGACAGCGCUGUCUAGGUUUAACAACACAUGCUGAAUUCGGGCCUCAUAUUUGUUCUCAAGUGCCACCAGAACACAGUGCCACCAGAACACAGCGACUUCAUUCAGUGCGGGGCGCAAGAUUAUGUAUUCCACGUACCAACGGCGCCAUCCAGCUUCAGCUGCGACAGCCAGACAUUUCUUGAAAGCUGCGGCGAGCAUCUGCUUUUGUUGUUGAUGGCGGAACAACGAUAUUUAUAUGACGAUUUCACAAACAUUGCACACUACAUACUCGAAAAAAUACCAUCGAGUAACUUACAAGGGAAGCGUUGAUCUGAAGACCCGCACGCUGCAAUGAAGUUCUCAGUGUUACCAAUCGUUCUUUCGCUGGCCAGCUGCGCGAGAAGUGAUAUUGUGUUUACAAAUGAAGGUCCCAUCAAGGGCCGUUUCGUGAAAGUACUCGAUAAUGAGAUCAAAGAGUUCCUGGGCAUUCCGUACGCUAAACCACCUAUUGGGAGCCUGCGCUUCAAGAAACCGCAAGCUGCCGAGCCAUGGCACGGAGUGUACGACGCAACACAAGCCAGGGACUCCUGCGUGCAGCCUGUUUACUGGGAAGUUUUUGAAAUACCAACGGCGCUUUCCGAGGACUGCCUCUACCUGAACGUCUGGAAACCGUUCUCGUCGACGCGGUAUGGGUUUCCCGUCUUAUUCUGGGUCCACGGUGGCAUGUUUCAAGUUGGUUCGGCUUACGAAGCGAGGUAUAACGGCUCCGCCUUGGCAGCGCUCAAUAACGUCGUGGUCGUCUCCUGCAAUUUUCGCCUUUCUUUACUGAGCUUCAUGGACCUGAAUCACACAAUGACUCCAGGUAACUUGGCCUUGUGGGACCAACGUGCCGCGUUGCAGUGGGUGCAGCGAAACAUACGGGCGUUCGGAGGAGACCCCGGUAGUGUCACUGUCUUCGGCGAAAGCUCAGGCGCCAUGCUAAUUCACGGUCACAUUUUGUCGCCACACAGUCGCGGGCUUUUCCACAGGGUUUUCCUGAUGAGUGGCUCCAUGAGCACUGACAGCUGCGUCAACUCCGUGCCAAAGAGCAUCGCUGGCGUGAAUAGAAUCUCAGAGGCCUUAGGCUGUGGCAGGUACGAAGGAGCUACGGAUCCUGCCGAGCUGCUAGAUUGCCUCCGGGAUCUACCCGCACAAGACAUGUGCGCUGUUAAAUCGGGGAUUUUGCGACCGACAUACGAGAACGAGUUCAUCCCGUGCCGACCUUCGUUUGCUAUGAAAGAAGGAUACUUCGAGAACUACGACGCUAUGGUGAGUGUCACGGCUAACGAGGGAGCCUUCAUCUUCAGCAUUCAUCCGGACGGAGGGGUGCUUAACGAUGAUUUGAGUUCUUAUGAUUUGAAAGUGCUCAAAGAUUCACUCAAACUUCCUUUUGAUCCCCUUUGUUACGAACGUACACUCUUCUCCUGCCAUCACCUACAUUGACAGCAUUCACUUUGAAAACAAAGAUGCGCUGAGGAACACUAUUGCAGACAUUCUGGGUGACCGACUAUUCUACUGCCCCUCAAGAGCCUUCGCAGAACAGUAUUCUUCCAAGGGAAACAAUGUAUACGCAGUCGUUUUUGGACACCGUUCUGAAAAAUCACGGCUGCCAAAGUGGUUUGGCGCGACGCAUCUGCAAGAAGUGGAGUUCGUGUUUGGUAUUCCAUUCUUGAACGAGUUGAACUACACUGACAAGGACAGGGAGUUUAGCACGACCGUUAUGGAAAUGCUGGCAUCAUUCGCUCGGUCUGGGAGACCUACGCUUCCUAACGGCGAGGAAUUGCCUAAGUUCGCACCCGAGCAUCCGGACUUUAUGUGGCUCGAGGCGGGAAAUUACACCGUCGUCGAAGACUUCGCCGCAGCUGCCUGCGAAAUGUGGAAACACUCAUUCUGAAACUCUUUUAGAGCACGUAUGGCCAAGACCUCUGACGGCUCGUUGUGAUAAGUUCUUAAGAAAGCAAGCAAGGGUGUGCAAAUGGUAGGCACUAGUGCAUAAAGCCGUGAACAUGCUGUUUUUCUACGAGUUUUGCACACGCUGUAUAUGUAGUUGAGUUGCUGCAUUUUAAAAUCACGGGAACACUGACAUGUGCAUGUGCACUCAGUCUCGACAGUGCUUGACAGCCUUCAUGUCGGUAAAGGUGAACAAGUAAACAUGGUCCCGUAUGUAUGCGAGAUGUUCAGCGAUACUUGUGUAUGCUUCAUCAUUUAUGGCUAAACGAAGUACGCCUUGUACCAUCGCUACUGGACCAAGCAUUGGAAGAUUGGUUUGGUAGUCACGACUGUCAAUGUGCCAGCAGUAUUGCCUUGCGAUGAUAUUCCAGUUAGGGGACAUCCAAUGUUCUCUGCGUAAUAUCUGGGAAGAGAUUGGACAACAAACGUCAUGCAUUUUAAUUAAUCUGGUGAAGAAAUAUAUGUACGCUAUGUCUUGACGCUCAAACGUACCUAUGAUUGAUGUAAGCUGGACUGCCGCAUCUCAGUUUAAGCACCGCUCCUUGAUUUUUUCUUUCAACUACUCUUGAGGCACGCACUAAAAAGUGGCCCAUUUCUUUACCCAUUUGCGAUGUUGAAUGCCAGCCAGCAAUGCUCUGAACGACAUAUGCCACAGUAGUGUAUAUAUAACGUAUUUAUGUAUUAUUCUCAUAAUUAUUGAAGUUUCGUUCUUGUAUGCAUUUAUCAAGUGUUGUUUUCCAUUUCUGACAUGUAACAUGCUUCGCCCCUCUGUAAUGUGAAUAC
Rhipicephalus microplus (southern cattle tick) is the source of this 2769-nucleotide messenger RNA. Its product is annotated as cholinesterase. Gene Ontology annotation, biological process: choline metabolic process; acetylcholine catabolic process. Gene Ontology annotation, molecular function: acetylcholinesterase activity. Gene Ontology annotation, cellular component: plasma membrane. The record is from RefSeq and is a predicted model, not a curated record. NCBI's taxonomy places the organism in Eukaryota, Metazoa, Arthropoda, Arachnida, Ixodida, Ixodidae.